AUGGCGCCGACCAAGGACCAGGAGGGCGUUCCCGCGAGCCCCGCCAUCAACGGACAGCAAUCCCUACGCCCCGACUCCCCCGCCACGACGCUCAAGAGCACGAUCAGCGCGCAGAACGAGCGCCUGUCGGAUGAAAAGUCCAAGCUCAAGACGCUGCGCAAGGACUGGAAGAGCAAGGUCAGCGCGCUGAAGAAGGAAAACGAGAAGCUCGACAAUUCAAUCCAGUCCGGCGGCGGCAACGACGACAAGCUGCGCCAAAAGAUCAUCCAGCAAGAGACGCAAAAGGCCCAGGCCGAAAAGGAGAUUGCCGAGCUCGACGCGCUGCUCAAGGAGUUUGAAAAGGCGCCCGAAGGUCUGCAAGAACGCAAGAAGCAAGCCGAGAAGAGCUGGUCUGCGGAGAAGAUCGUCUUCGACAAGGCGUCCAAGGAGCACAAGGACUUCAAGGCCAAGCUUGCGGCACAGAUCAAGGCGGCGCAGGACGAGCAGUCGGCCCUCCAGACAAAGCGCAACAAGAUGGCGGCCCGCAUUGCCAAGGUGGACACGGAGCUCAUGCGUAUCACGGAUGCCAACAACCGCGGCCUCGACGAAGCCGAGCGCCGGCGCCAAGGACGGGCGGCGUGGGAGGCGGAGACGAAGCAGAUCGAGACCAACUUCCGGGAAAGCAUUGCGACGAUGCAGGCCAACAACGCGACCAAGCAGGCUCAGGUUAACAACCUCAUGAGCCAGCUCCAGACGUUCCACCAACAGAUGAACUACAGCAACAACAGCCUCUCGUUUGACGGCCAGCAACCGCACCAGCAUCAGCACCAGCACCAGCACCAGCAGGGCUUUGAGGCGGCGGCCCCGACCAACGCGACGAGCUCGGGCAACUCGUGGAACCCGAACCCGGCGGCGGCCCCCCAUUACCCGGCCUCGAUGUGGCCAGCAGCAGCGACGACGACAGCCUCCCACUCGACGAGCGGUCCGGGGGCGCAGCCCUCGCUGCUGCCCGCGCCGCUCAUGGGCGCGGGUCACUGGCUUCCCUCGCAGGCACCUGUCAAGUCCCGUGGCCGCUCCAGUAGUAUGCUCAGCGACGUUUCGGGCUUCACGCAGUCGAGUGCCGGCGACGAAGAGUACCAGUCGUUCCACAACACGCCGGCGCAGGCGGGCGCGGGCGUCGGCUCACGACCGCCGCCGGGGCUCAGCUGGCCGUCGCGUGGUGCCCACUCGGGCUCGGGCAGCAGCGUGCGUAGUGGCACCGGCAGCGGCAGUCGCAGCAGCGGCGGUAGCGUGCGCGACCCGACGAGUCCUGUGUGA
This is a messenger RNA of Verticillium alfalfae VaMs.102, 1296 nucleotides long. RefSeq lists its product as hypothetical. The transcript is spliced from 2 exons. NCBI's taxonomy places the organism in Eukaryota, Fungi, Ascomycota, Sordariomycetes, Glomerellales, Plectosphaerellaceae. The record is from RefSeq and is a predicted model, not a curated record. Bases 1 to 1296 code for a protein of 431 amino acids.